GAGCCAGUUUCCUUCUUGCCCUCGAAGCGGACGGUCGUGCAGAGCGAACGAAUUUCCCAAACGAGUGAAUUUAUCAUUAAACGAAUUUCCCAAACGUGCUGUUUUAAUAUUUGGGAGUUAUUGUGUUCUUUUUUUGUACGCGGGUAUCGUAAAUAGUCACACUUUAUUAGUUUUUCUUUUUUCGUGUUUUUGUUGUUAUUUUUUUGAUUUUUUUACGGUGUUUUUUUUUGUAUUUUUGUUUGGAGUGAUUUGUUUUUUUUUUGUUUUGACUGAAGAUCAGCAGAGGCGGCGCCGCGGCUUCCAGUGAAAACAAAUACUGAGCUAUGAGUCUGGGAUACCAUUAAGAUAGAACGAAAUAUUGACGAACCUACCCUCUGCAUCGAUGAAGAAAUGAUCGGGAGCACGGGAGCCUAAACGGAAUCAAAGAUGGCGGUCACCAUAGACAAUUCAACGAACGACUUCGAAUUCCAGAAGCCAUUCAACUACUCAAUUAACGAGAACAUCACCUACUUCGAUUACACGAACUUCACUUCGGACGAUUUCUGCGCAUCAAACAACUCACACGUAUACUUAAACGUCACCUGUGAGUUCGCUAUAAGCUAUGCUGAGCCUAUGUACGGGUACAUCGCACCGUUUCUGCUAGCUACAACGACAGUUGCCAACACCCUGAUCGUGGUGGUGCUAUCGCGGAGGCACAUGAGGACGCCCACCAAUGCCGUGCUGAUGGCGAUGGCUCUUUGCGAUAUGUUCACCAUGCUGUUCCCGGCGCCGUGGCUAUUCUACAUGUACACUUUUGGAAACCACUACAAGCCGCUAAGUCCCGUCAGAGCCUGCCAAGCUUGGAAUUACAUGAACGAGGUCAUUCCAGCGAUGUUCCACACGGCUAGUAUCUGGUUGACGUUAGCCUUAGCCGUCCAGAGAUAUAUCUACGUUUGCCACGCGCCCGUCGCCAGGACCUGGUGUACCAUGCCCCGGGUGAUGAAAUGUCUGAUCUACAUAGGAAUAGCGGCGUUUCUUCAUCAGCUACCGCGGUUCUUCGACAGAUGCUACACUCCCCACAAGACUGUGUGGCGGGGGCGCGUGGAGGAAGUCUGCAGAAUCGAGAUGGCGUCUUGGGUGAAAGCGCUCUCCGUCGACGCCUAUUUCAUCUCCUACUUCGGCUUCAGAGUUUUGUUCGUCCACUUAAUCCCGUGCACAUCUUUAGUUGUCCUGAACGUGCUCCUCUUCAGGGCCAUGAGGACGGCCCAAAUAAACAGACAGAAGCUGUUCAAAGAAAACCGAAAAUCGGAGUGCAAGAGACUCAGAGAUUCUAACUGCACCACCCUGAUGUUGAUAGUCGUGGUCACGGUUUUCCUCCUCGUGGAAAUACCCGUGGCCGUCGUCACUAUCCUCCACAUAAUAUCCAGCACGAUUGUCGAGAUCUUGGACUACCAUAUCGCGAAUAUUCUCGUUCUGGUAACGAAUUUCUUCAUUAUCGUUUCCUAUCCAAUCAACUUUGCUAUAUAUUGCGGUAUGUCGCGUCAAUUCAGGGAGACCUUCAAAGAAUUGUUUAUCAGAGGCACGGUUACUAGUAGGAAGAACGGUGGCUCCAGUAGGUACUCUCUUGUCAAUGGCCCGAGGACCUGUACAAACGAAACUGUGCUUUAAGCCCCCAUUCAUAAAGUCUCUUAUCAAAAUGUAUCUUAAGAUUUUUUGUACUGUCUGUAUUUUGGUAAACAUAUCAAAGUUUUAUGAAAAUUUACGCUGAUUUUUAUUUUUCGUCAGCUAAACACAUCAAGCGAUGCGGUCAGCGUGUUAAUGUUAACACAUUUAUUAAUUCAUACACAAAAUUCAUUGUAGAAUACAUACUAUUAAUUCAUACACAACAUUCAUUGUAGAGUAGGUAAAUACUACUGGUUAAAAAGGUUCUCUCGUAAAAUAAAAAUGUUAAUUUAAACCUAUUAUUACGAUAAAUGUGCUAAUAUUGUAAAUUAAAACUUAAAAUUUAUCUAAAAUCGCUUUAUGUAUUUAUAUUUCAAUUAAAUUCAAUUUUUAGAUUUUCUCAUGAAACUAUCUAAGAAUAUAUAUUAUAUAUAUGUUUAGAGGUCUUUAGUAGCGUAUGUAAAUGCUAAAGAUAAUAUUUUUUAAGGCUUUAAAAUGUAUCAAACAUUUUUUUUUUCAGAUUUUACACUAAGCAAGUUAAUUCAAGUAGUUAAUCUGAUACUUUUUCAAGGUCUUGUGGUUACCGUAUCAUAAAUUAAGUAUAAACUAUUACAUUAAAAAUAUACUAAACUAUAAGUGUAAUCUAUGAUACAUUAUAAUAUAUAUUAUAAGUAUACUAUAUAUCUGUAAGUACAUAUUAUAUUUUAUUUUUAUGGUUAGCUAACCACAUCACCAGCAAAUGGUAGAGCCCACCAUUUAGAAAAAGUAUCUAAAAUAUUUGUAUAAUAUAUUUAUUUAGGCAAAGACAAAAUAGUUAAGUACCACUUUUUCCUCUGAUUGUCGGCCUAUUUUCUUUCAUUAUUUCUUUUUCCAUUAGUUUCUGACAUUCUUCAGUCUAAAUAUUUUGAAUAUAGAAGGAUAAAAUUGUUUUUAAUAUGAAUAAAAUAAAAAAUAAAAUAAUGACGUACAUAAAACAGCUCUUGAUGUGUCCACGUUAAUGUAUAUAAAUAUCCUUAGAUAAAAGUAUGUCUAUAAUUAAAAAAAAACGUGCUUAAACUAUUUAGAAUUUUAUAUAUAUACACAUAAGUUUGUGAGGUGUAACUUAAUAAAUUUUGUAUAAAUAAUACAUAAUUAAUUGUAAUAACGUCUUUAUUUUGUUGUUGUGAAUAGUAUUUUCGCUUAUUUCAUACUACAUAUUAUAUAGAUUAAUGUGUGAAACUUAACUUAGUACCUAUAUUAGCCACGGUGAGAUUAUGAAAGUCUUUUAGAGGAUUAUUAUUAAAUAUAUCUUAUGAAGUCA
This is a messenger RNA of Bombyx mori (domestic silkworm), 2941 nucleotides long. RefSeq names its product sex peptide receptor (gene SPR). Gene Ontology annotation, cellular component: membrane. Gene Ontology annotation, biological process: G protein-coupled receptor signaling pathway. The coding region runs from base 427 to 1647 and encodes 406 amino acids. The transcript has 8 exons. Gene Ontology annotation, molecular function: G protein-coupled peptide receptor activity. NCBI's taxonomy places the organism in Eukaryota, Metazoa, Arthropoda, Insecta, Lepidoptera, Bombycidae. The record is from RefSeq and is a predicted model, not a curated record.